AUGAUUGAAAGGGAAAAGAAAAAAAAAGGGCCCGAAAUGGUCUGAUGCUUCGGUCGAAAUACGGUCAUUCAAUCACCGCCAUUUUCCGGUGGUUUUUUUCUAAUCCUUUCUUCCUCCUCUUUUGAUCCUUCCCCGUUUCUCCAUCUUCGAUCCUCUGCCACCCCCCACUUUCCUCCCUUCGGAUUCAAGGCCUUCAUUCAACAUGGCUACCACAAACGAGUUCCCCGCGAGCGACGUCAACAGCUACGACUAUGUCAUCGUCGGCGGUGGCACGGCCGGCUGUGUCAUUGCCGGUCGGUUGGCGCAAUACUUGCCCAACAAGCGCAUCCUGGUCAUCGAGGGUGGCCCCAGUGACUUUAUGGAUGAUCGCGUCCUCAACCUCAGGGAGUGGCUCAACCUACUCGGAGGCGAGUUGGACUACGAUUAUCCCACCGUCGAGCAACCUAUGGGCAACAGCCAUAUCCGUCACUCGCGUGCCAAAGUCCUCGGUGGCUGCUCCAGCCACAACACCCUCAUUUCCUUCCGUCCUUUCGAAUAUGACUGCAAGAGGUGGGAGCAACAGGGUUGCAAGGGCUGGUCCUUUGGGACCUUCACCCGCCUCUUGGACAACCUGCGCAACACCGUCCAGCCCGUGCAUGAACGCCACCGUAACCAGCUGUGCAAGGAUUGGAUCCAGUCUUGCUCGUCCGCCAUGAACAUUCCCAUCAUCCCGGAUUUCAACCAGGUCAUUCGCUCCGAGGGAGAGCUGACCGAGGGCGUUGGUUUCUUCAACGUGUCCUACAACCCGGACGAUGGCCGCCGAAGCAGCGCCAGCGUCGCCUACAUCCAUCCCAUCCUGCGCGGUGAGGAACGCCGGCCGAACCUGACCAUCCUCACCAAUGCCUGGGUGUCGCGUGUGAACGUGGACGGCGAUACCGUGACGGGCGUCGACGUGACCUUGCAGUCGGGUGCGAAGCACACCCUGCGGGCCAAGAAGGAGACCAUCCUCUGUGCGGGUGCCGUGGAUACCCCGCGACUGAUGCUUCUGUCCGGCCUGGGCCCGAAGGAUCAACUGACGUCGGUGGGUAUCCCGGUGGUCAAGGAUCUUCCCGGAGUCGGCGAAAACCUGCUCGAUCACCCGGAGACCAUCAUCAUCUGGGAGCUCAACCGCCCGGUUCCCCCCAACCAGACCACCAUGGACUCCGACGCCGGCAUCUUCCUGCGCCGGGAGGCUCCCAACGCCGCCGGCGAUGAUGGACGCGCCGCCGAUGUCAUGAUGCACUGCUAUCAGAUCCCCUUCUGCCUCAACACCGAGCGCCUGGGAUACGACACUCCCGUGGACGCCUUCUGCAUGACCCCCAACAUCCCCCGCCCCCGCUCGCGCGGUCGCGUCUACCUGACCUCCGCGGACCCCACGGUGAAACCCGCGCUGGACUUCCGCUACUUCACCGACCCCGAAGGCUACGAUGCUGCCACCAUCGUCACCGGGUUCAAGGCCGCCCGUGAGAUCGCCAAGCAGUCGCCAUUCAAGGACUGGAUCAAGCGGGAGGUCGCCCCGGGCCCCAAGAUCCAGACCGACGAGGAGCUGUCCGAGUAUGGCCGCCGCGCCGCCCACACGGUCUACCACCCGGCCGGUACCACCAAGAUGGGUGACGUGACCAGCGAUCCCCUGGCCGUGGUCGACGCACAGCUGAAGGUCCGGGGUCUGAAGAACGUUCGCAUCGCCGACGCCGGCGUCUUCCCCGAGAUGCCCAGUAUCAACCCCAUGUUGACCGUGCUGGCCGUCGGUGAGCGGGCAGCCGAGUUGAUCGCGGAAGAGGCAGGCUGGAAGCGCGAGCAGCCUCGUCUGUAAAAACCAACAAAAAACCAUAACACAAAAGAAAAGAAAAGAAGAAAAAAAGAC
Messenger RNA from Aspergillus campestris IBT 28561, 1882 nucleotides. RefSeq names its product GMC family oxidoreductase. Lineage: Eukaryota; Fungi; Ascomycota; Eurotiomycetes; Eurotiales; Aspergillaceae. Bases 203 to 1831 code for a protein of 542 amino acids. The record is from RefSeq and is a predicted model, not a curated record. Gene Ontology annotation, molecular function: flavin adenine dinucleotide binding; oxidoreductase activity, acting on CH-OH group of donors. The transcript has 2 exons.